Funneliformis mosseae is the source of this 627-nucleotide messenger RNA. Lineage: Eukaryota; Fungi; Glomeromycota; Glomeromycetes; Glomerales; Glomeraceae. The record is from the annotation of a GenBank genome assembly.
AUGUGGAAUUUAAUUAACUGGAUCAUUAUUUCCUUGACAAUAACAUUUGUUUUAAGUAUUAUUUUUAUUUCAGUAAUUUCGGUAGCUUUGUUUGCACCACCUGUAACAUUUGUUCUUUUGGUGUUCUGGAUCGUUGGCUUCUGGAUGUUGGUGGUACCGUCAAUGUUUUUCGCAAGUAUUUGGACCGUGUUAGGAUAUAUAGUAUUCCAAUGCUGGAAUUAUGGUUCCAAUGAAGCUGAAUUGCAGAAAGAAUUGAGACUGGCUGCGGAUUAUGGCCGUUACCUCUGUGAAUACGAUAAUGGGAUGGUAGUUUUUAAGCCAGCUUCGACGUGGGUAUUGACAAGAAGACAAGUAUCAGGAAGAAUAUAUUUAGGCUCUUAUGGAGCUGGAAUACGUGUAAUUGGAAGGCGAAUUGGUCAUGCAAACAAUGUGCAAAUUAUCAAAUUUAAAGAAAUUUUUGACGAAGGUGAUCCAUACGAAAGGCAAUCAUAUAUUAACCUUCUUAGAAGAGAAGCAAAGACCAGUAAUUUUAUUACCGGCUAUCUGGGCUAUUUACAAGGUCGGCCAUUAGACUAUUCGCUUGAUGAUGAUCAAUUAUAUUGGAAUUUUAGACCAUCAUAUCGUUAG